AUGGUUCUUCCGCAUAAUGUUCCUAAGCCACCCAAUAGGCUCAUCGCAGCCUCUUCCAACUUCUCCAAUUCCAUACUCAAAGAUCCACGAGCGAUCUUCCAAAACGAAAGUUUACUUCUUAACUCGAAGCCCUCUGUGCAAUCGUCUACUGCACAAACCCAUGUUGAUAAUCCCAGUAAUCAACAAAAGAUCAUCAUCGAGACUACUCAUAUUGGUGUAUCGCAAUCGGCAGGUAGGCUGUUUUUUGACGUUUCUUCUCGUGCUGAAACGGUGCGGGAAAUUUACAUGGCAGCCUUCCGUCAAUCCAAUGAUUUUGUCGGUCAACGGACCCACAGAUUAGGCGAUAAUUGA
Messenger RNA from Rhizopus microsporus ATCC 52813, 351 nucleotides. RefSeq lists its product as uncharacterized. The record is from RefSeq and is a predicted model, not a curated record. The transcript has 2 exons. The coding region runs from base 1 to 351 and encodes 116 amino acids. Lineage: Eukaryota; Fungi; Mucoromycota; Mucoromycetes; Mucorales; Rhizopodaceae.